Messenger RNA from Nannospalax galili (Upper Galilee mountains blind mole rat), 276 nucleotides. Its product is annotated as major allergen I polypeptide chain 1-like. Gene Ontology annotation, cellular component: extracellular region. The record is from RefSeq and is a predicted model, not a curated record. Gene Ontology annotation, molecular function: steroid binding. NCBI's taxonomy places the organism in Eukaryota, Metazoa, Chordata, Mammalia, Rodentia, Spalacidae.
AUGACUUCUGUUGGUGUCCUCAUGCUGAUUGGAGCUGCCCUGCUCCUGACCACAGGGGGAAAUUGUGACAUUUGCCCAGCAGUGGAAGAGGAUGUUGAUAAACUCCUGGAUCCAUCCCUGGAUGAUUACAUUGAUGUUGUGAAAAAAUAUGAGGCUAACCCUUUAGUAUCGAGCAGUGCUGAAAAGCUAAAGACGUGUGAUCAAAAGUUGACAGAGGAGGAAAAGGCAAAUGCCCACAAUUUGGUGGAGAAAAUCUUUUCCAGCCCUUACUGUUAA